This is a messenger RNA of Aedes aegypti (yellow fever mosquito), 2519 nucleotides long. RefSeq names its product LIM and senescent cell antigen-like-containing domain protein 1. The record is from RefSeq and is a predicted model, not a curated record. NCBI's taxonomy places the organism in Eukaryota, Metazoa, Arthropoda, Insecta, Diptera, Culicidae. Bases 378 to 1946 code for a protein of 522 amino acids. Gene Ontology annotation, cellular component: cell-cell junction; cytoplasm; focal adhesion. Gene Ontology annotation, biological process: positive regulation of substrate adhesion-dependent cell spreading; positive regulation of integrin-mediated signaling pathway; cell-cell adhesion. The transcript is spliced from 6 exons.
CUUCGGUGUGAUUCGCGAAGGUUUGCAUCGUUUUGCGCAGAGCUUCCUAAUCAUAUUUUUAAAUAUUAUGUGAUUGAGGAGAUAAGGCCUGAUUAUAUUUAUUUUAUACGUGUAUGAAACCGGUUACGAUAUUCGUGGCAUUUGUGUAUUUGUCGACAGUCUUCAAAUGAGUUAUGAAUAGUGUAAAUUUCGGCUUCAUAUAGGGUGGUUUAUAUCCGAGUAAAAACGCAUGUGCAUAACGUGAGUUUAUCCAUAAAACAUUUUGUUUUGUGUGGAAUAUACUCUUUUUAGAUGCGUUGAUAUAAACUAUUUGUGUAAUUUUGUGAUGUUGAAGUGAUAGUGCGACACAUAAUUGAUAAUUGAUACCAAUUGAAAAAAUGAGUGGAUUACAACUUAAACCUAUAGCAAAUUCCAACUUGUAUAAACGACGAGCCACUUCUAAGGAAAAUCUUCUCUAUGGCUCAUCCAUGUCAUCCACUGUAGAAAACCACCACACAAUCAACGCAAAUGUUCAUGCCAAUAUCUCAAACUCACAAUACGGAACUCAGCUUAGCACAAAUCAAGUGGGACAGCUGGGGGAGCGGCUUUAUCAAAAUACACUGGAUCCGAUAAGAAAUGCACACUAUUAUGAGAAUGGUACUGAAGGAGUUGCAAACACAAGUUCCAGUCAUCUAUAUCACCGAUACCCUGGUGACACUCAACUUAGAAAUAGUUCUAACAACAGUUCAAUUGGUGGUGACAUAAUUCGUGAUUUGAGCAGUUUGAAUUUCAAUUCCGAGAAGCAAUCCUUAUUGAAUAAUCAGUACCAAGCGGCAAUUAAUAGUGAACAGUAUUUGAGAUCAUCGAACGUGAAUAACGUAACGCCACCACGAAGAAUGGAGUUUAAGGAACAGUCUGGACGGUCUAAUGUGCAAGUAAUGGGAGUUUCGCCAAACAUGUCGCUGGGUACAAUGAUUUGUACCCGUUGUGACGAAGGUUUUGAACCUCACGAACGAAUCGUCAAUUCAAACGGCCAGCUGUGGCACACCCAAUGUUUUGUGUGCGCACAAUGCUUCCGUCAAUUCCAAGACGGAAUUUUCUACGAGUUUGAAGGACGCAAGUACUGCGAGAAGGACUUCCAUAUUCUGUUUGCGCCAUGCUGCAACAAGUGCAACGACUUUGUCAUCGGACGGGUGAUCAAGGCUAUGGCGGCCAAUUGGCAUCCCGACUGCUUCACGUGCGAACAGUGCCAUAUUCCACUGGCGGAUUCGGGUUUCAUUCGCAACCAAAACCGGGCGCUCUGUCACGAUUGCAAUCAGAAGGAGAAAGCCGAUGGGCUGGGCAAGCACAUGUGCAACAAAUGUCAUGGCGUCAUCGAUGACGCUCCGUUGCGGUUCCGAGGAGAGGUGUAUCAUGGUUAUCACUUUAACUGCACGGCCUGCGGGGCUGAGCUGGAUUCAUCUGCCCGGGAGGUUAAAAAUCGUACUGGAUAUGCCGCGAACGACAUGAAUGAGUUGUAUUGUCUGCGUUGUCAUGACCGUAUGGGUAUCCCAAUCUGUGGAGCGUGCAGACGACCCAUCGAGGAACGUGUUGUCACUGCACUAGGCAAGCAUUGGCAUGUCGAGCAUUUUGUGUGUGCCAAAUGCGAGAAACCAUUUUUGGGACAUCGUCAUUACGAAAAGCGUGGUCUUGCCUAUUGUGAAACUCACUAUCAUCAGUUAUUCGGUAAUCUCUGCUUUGUUUGCAAUCAAGUUAUUGGCGGUGACGUAUUCACCGCAUUGAACAAGGCAUGGUGCGUGCAUCAUUUCUCAUGUUCAAUUUGCGACACCAAGAUGGAUCAAAAAUCUAAAUUUUACGAAUAUGACGAAAAGCCCGUUUGCAAAAAAUGCUACGAGAGGUUCCCGAACGAGCUUAGACGCCGAUUGCGUAUGGCACAUGAGAAUACACUGAAGAAGAACGUCGUCUGAAAUUUCUGAUUGACUGUCUUCCGAGAACUUGUUGAAAAAGAAACGCGAUCGAAACGGAAUUGUGGCCAAAUUAAAUGCUUUCUAAUCAUGCUAAACAAGCACAAAAAUAAAAAAAAAUAGAUGUUAUGAAAAGUGCCUUAACACUCGAAGAUUUUAAUAACGUAUUUACAUGUGUUCUUUAUUUAAGGCUAAUUAUUGAAUGAUUGUCAUACACUGUUAAUAUUUAAGGUAUCAUACAACUACCGUUUGCCAUUCGUUUGUUGUUUUUAAACCAUUAUAAUAUCUUUUACAUAUUUUACAUUUGAUUUUUAAGGAAGCAAAAUUUGAAAUUUCUACAAUUAAUCUUAAUUUAGGACCGGUUGAAUGAAAAAAGGCUAAUAAAACGACUUUUUAGCAACCUACUAACAUUUUCAAGCGCAAAAUUGAUAAUAAUGAAAAGUGCUUGUGACAUUUAUGUCACACAAGGAAAAGGAUACGACAUGCAACAAAUGAAUGGCAAAAUUUAUUUCAUGAUUUAUGUGUCCAUUGUUAGAAACGUAACAUAGCAAUUAUACGGUUGAAAAUAACCCCAAA